AUGACUAGUCCCGAGCGUAAAUAUGCCGUCGGCACCGAAGCUCUUUGGGCCCCAUUCAGAGCACCCGUUUUCAUGCCAGAGGAUCCGGAUUCGUUUCUCGCAAUUAUGGAAUCGCGAUUCCACGAAGCCCGCAUCACCGGAGCCUGUCCGCACAGCUGGACGGUUGCCCGUCCUUUUAGAUUCCCUCCGGAACUCCUCCGUUAA
Echinostoma caproni is the source of this 204-nucleotide messenger RNA. NCBI's taxonomy places the organism in Eukaryota, Metazoa, Platyhelminthes, Trematoda, Plagiorchiida, Echinostomatidae. The record is from the annotation of a GenBank genome assembly.